CCGGCAAUCAAAUAUAGCUCUCUCGAUGAAUCCUCCGAACCCAACAAUCCUAUUCUAACCGAGCACCUCAGAGGCUAUGGCUCUGCUAUUUGCGAGAACUGGCGAGAUGUUAUAAUAAUAUGCCUAAGCAUUCUCUGCGCCGGGCUCUUACUAGAUCGUACCUUUACCCGGACGGACACAAAAGGCCACGAGCCCACCCUAGAAUACGGAAGCGACUCCCGCUGGGUUUAAUACCACUGGACAACCGGAAUCUACAGCGCACGGCACCCCGAACACGCCGACCGGGUGCAUCAAGCCUGGGAGGCGAUCGUCCCCGCGUGGCGGUGGACCACAUCUGGGCGGCGCAGCACCGUCUGCCCGCGAGCAUGAGUCUGCCGUCCAACUCGUCCAAGGGGGUUUACAUCCUUGAUGCAUACCACCAAAUCCACUGCCUAACCAUCAUCCGCCGCACACUACGCGAGAUUCUGGAAACGGGGCAUCCCCCACCCAGCAUCCCUCUCCAGCACGCCUGGCACUGCUUCGACAGCUUGCUGCAGUAUCUCGUCUGCGGGAACUCGGGGGAUACGCUCCUCUAUACCUGGGGACGGAACCAGACUGGGGAUGGACAGGCACGGAAGUGUGUCGACUGGCGGGAGAGGAAGGAGUGGAUUCGAAGGCGGACGGCUUGCUAUCGCGAUACGGAGGCGCCGGUGAGGCUGGUGGAUCAUUUUACGGGAUGCGAAGACGGUGACGAGGCGGGGGAUGAUGGGAUUCGGUUGGAUUUGUGGUAGCAAUGAUGAGCUUUUGUCUGAUCAUAUCAUGGGAUGGGGAAGCAAUCAUGGGUUGUAAAUGAGAUACUAACUGGACUCUCCCGCUUCGAUUCUGCACAGAAAGAACGCACUUAGGUACAAAGUCUGGAGGGUACAGUGCGCUCUGAGUAUGUGUAUCAUACAACGUGGUCAAUGGUACUACCACCCCUCCCCUAUCACAGUGUUGUCCACCUCCUCGUUCUCGUCAUGCACCGCGUCAGCUCGUGGAAGAAGGCGAUGAGCUUCGGGUUCAUUGCGGUCUCUUGUGUUGAGGGAUAGCGAUGGCUCAAUAG
Aspergillus aculeatinus CBS 121060 is the source of this 1081-nucleotide messenger RNA. RefSeq lists its product as uncharacterized. The transcript is spliced from 3 exons. Gene Ontology annotation, biological process: mycotoxin biosynthetic process. The record is from RefSeq and is a predicted model, not a curated record. Bases 120 to 770 code for a protein of 216 amino acids. Lineage: Eukaryota; Fungi; Ascomycota; Eurotiomycetes; Eurotiales; Aspergillaceae.